AGUGAAAAACGAAAUAAAACCGUUUGCAAAGUGAAUUUCGACUAGUAUACAUUUUUGUAGUAAAAUCGCAAAAUAUUAAGAAAAAUUGCUAUGUAAUUAAAUUACUUUCACUAUGUUACGUUUAUUUUAUCGUACUUUGAGAAAAUAUUUAUAAUCUUAUCGCUUCGUUGUAAAUAUGUAACAUUGAAUUGUUUAUGAAUGUUGCUUCAGUUUAUAACGAUGUACAUUAACCAGUGGACGAUCAACUUCAUUACGACGUGUCAGUAGUUAACAAAAUGGUCUUGCAAUACGUUAACAUUAUAUUUUAAUCAGAUAAUAUCAAUGCUAUUCAACAUAGUAAAAAAAAAUAUUUAGAUAUACUUUUUCGAUACAUUUUUGAAAUUUAUUAUCAUUUUACUAUAGAAAUAGGAACGAAUAAUAUAUUAUAUAAAAAAAUGUCUAAAAAGAUAUAACAUAGCGAUGCAAUAUUGAAAAUCUUAUUUUAUUGAGACAAAAUGUCAGAUAACAAUUUACCACAUAUUUCAUACGGACUCGAUUCACCUGGUAGAAUAGUACGCAUAGAAUCUAGUAUCACAAGGCCUGCUAUCGGUCGUCUUCCAAGUAUAGAAGAAACAUUGAGAAGACUUAGCACAAAUCUAAGAUCAGAAAGACAAAUUAACGAAUCAAAUAGCGGUGAUAUAUCUGAUGUUCAACCUCCAGCAAUUGUAUCAGAUGAGGAACCAUUACCUAUCGUAUUAUCAGAAUCUAUAAACAAAGCACAACCAAAUGAUGCAAUCGAUGGGGCAUCUUCUCUAAAUCAACCAGAUGUUAAUGCACCAGUAAUAAAUACAGAAGAUGAUAAAAGAUAUUGUUGGGUAUGUUUUGCAACGGAUGAAGAUGAUGCAACUGCUUCAUGGGUAAAACCAUGUCAUUGUCGUGGUACAACAAAAUGGGUCCAUCAAGGAUGUAUUCAAAGAUGGGUCGAUGAAAAACAAAAAGGACGCGCAGGUGCACAUGUAGCAUGUCCACAGUGUAAUACCGAAUAUAUUAUCGUAUAUCCAAAUAUGGGACCGUUAGUAGUCGUAUUGGAUACUAUUGAUGGAGUAAUUUUCCGGAUUUGUCCAUUUAUCGCAGCUAGUAUACUUGCCGCAUCUAUAUAUUGGACUGCUGUAACAUAUGGUGCAGUAACUGUAAUGCAAGUAGUCGGUCAUAAAGAUGGUUUAGCUAUGAUGGAACAAGCUGAUCCUUUGGUAUUACUAGUUGGUCUGCCAACUAUUCCAAUAAUAUUAAUUUUGGGAAAAAUGCUAAGAUGGGAAGAUCUUGCACUUAGUCUCUUAAGAAGACACGCAUGUAAGGUUCCUAUUUUGAGGCAUUUCUUGCCCAGUAGUUAUUCCAGCGACGAUAGAGCACAAUCCGAAGAUGUACCACCUAUGAGCGAUCCAAUAUCAGCAACUCGUAUUCUUUGUGGUGCACUCCUAUUACCUAGUAUCGCUAGCAUAUGUGGAAAAAUAUUUUUUGAAAGUAUACAUUCUAACUUUCAAAGAACAUUAUUCGGAGGUAUAGCAUUUAUAGUAAUAAAAGGUGCAUUCAAGAUUUAUCAUAAACAACAACAAUACGUAAGACAAUGUCAACGUCGUAUAAUGGAUUAUACAGAAAAUAAUGUUGCAUUAUAUAGAAGACAACAAAAUUCUGAAACCAAUCAGACAAGUUAAAUUAAAACAUUCAAAAUAUUCUUAAGGAAUAUCCUAAUAAUAAAACAAUAUAUUUCAGUUUAGAAAAAC
Messenger RNA from Apis laboriosa (Himalayan honeybee), 1760 nucleotides. RefSeq names its product E3 ubiquitin-protein ligase MARCHF5-like. Gene Ontology annotation, molecular function: zinc ion binding. The record is from RefSeq and is a predicted model, not a curated record. Lineage: Eukaryota; Metazoa; Arthropoda; Insecta; Hymenoptera; Apidae. The transcript is spliced from 8 exons. Bases 495 to 1691 code for a protein of 398 amino acids.